This is a messenger RNA of Nycticebus coucang (slow loris), 2994 nucleotides long. RefSeq names its product HEAT repeat containing 4 (gene HEATR4). Gene Ontology annotation, molecular function: oxidoreductase activity. The record is from RefSeq and is a predicted model, not a curated record. NCBI's taxonomy places the organism in Eukaryota, Metazoa, Chordata, Mammalia, Primates, Lorisidae. Bases 1 to 2994 code for a protein of 997 amino acids. The transcript has 16 exons.
AUGACCAGGACUCAAAAGAAAAACACUUUUCUCUCCCAUCAUUUCCAACAGUCACUCCCCCCACAGCUGAUGUGGGGCAUGGUUUUUGGCUACUCGAAACUGAAAGGCAAAGAGGCAUAUAACUCUGUCUCCAGCGUUCCUCCAGUCUUCCCUUUCAGCCCACAGCAUUACACACACCUUAAGGGCCAAUACCUGAAAAAUGCCGCUGCAAACCUUACCUUCUCUGAGGAGGUGGUGUGGCAGCGAGGGCUGUCCAGUGUUCCCUACAGCCAGUGCAGGUUUGACCACCUCUACAACACAGACAACAUCAUCCAGCCUCUCCCAGUGAGGAAGGCCCAACCCAGGAAACCUGUCAGUUUCAAGUUCUUGGGCCCCUCAGCAAGGGAUGCCUCUCAGCCCAUGAAGACAAAAAGCUCUGCCAGUCCUGAAAAGAAGGAGGAUAAAUCAAAGCCAGCAAGGGCAGUCCAGGAAGCAGCUCACCCUCGCAUCCGUCGUCCCUGCAGGAACCCAGAUGUGGUGGAACUGCCACCUUCUCCAAAUGUGAACCUGGUGGAGAGGGAAGCCUGGCUUCCGCCUCAUGAGAAGGCGGCCAGAGCCUGGGAGGCCAUCGUGCUGGAAAAGCUGAACAAGCGCACAGCCCGAUGGAUCCAGAACAAACGUCCUCUGAGGGCUGGGGUGUCCCCCAGCAAGUGGCAGAACUUCUUGCGCCAGCAGUACGACUGGAGCCACAUCAGGGAUGAGCUCACCUCUGACAGUGACCUGGAGCUCCUGAAACAGCUGGAGGCGGAAGAGAUAGCAGAGUUCGAGGAGGAUCAAAGUGUCAUCAUCCCCCCUGAGGAAAAAAAGAAGCCAGAGCUGCUGCUUCCGGUUUACUUCAGAUUGCCCGGUUACCUCUCACAAGUACAGACAGAUGAAAUCAUGCCUGGCAACAAUAAGACUGCUGAGGAUAUCAAUAAAAAAAAGAGCAUCUGCCAGCCCCGAAACCAGAGCUACUUCCAACAGGUGAACCCACGAGUUGCAUACUCCACAGACAACGCCUUUGAACAGGAGAUUUUCUUUGACCAAGUCCAGAUCAUCCACCAGAUUGGUGCAAAGAGAGACCAGAUUCUCCUAGAAAAUUUCAAUCAGUACAAUAAGCAGUUAUCUAAGAUCUUCCCUGAAAGUCCAGAAAAGUGGUGUUCCCAGAAAUUUCCUGAAGCACUUUGCAGACCUGUGAAAGGAGCCCAGCGCUGGACUGCUCUGCCCACCCCAGUCAAGGAUCUGCUGCAGCAGGGGUAUGAGGAGGAAGAGUCCACUAAAACCAAGAGGUUGAAGAAGCUACCAAAGACACUGGAGGAAGGUGUUACUUGGGAACAGGCGAUCCUGUGGAGAAUGUUACAGGAGUGGAAGACGGCCUGGGGCAUAAUCAUCGAGUGGUACCACGAGACAGUGGAGAACCUGCUGCGGAGCUUGGCCGACAUGCACGAUCACAUUCGGAUCCAAGCCAUCAUCACAUGUGCCACAGCUGCUUUGGAACGGCCCCAGGUUGGCACCAGCCAGGGGAACUCAGCCCCACUUAUCCAGAACUUGCCAGAGGCUCUACAGCCAACCCUGGAGGCUGCUCUUGGUGACAAGAAUCCCAACGUACAGAUGGCAGCAGCAAUAUGCCAAUAUGCCAUACAGUCACAUAAUCCCCGUGCCCAGAAUAUCAUGCAGACUGUCCUUCUGAAGGGUAACACCGUGGACAGCUGGGCUGCUGCUCAGUGCUUGGCUGUAGAAGGUGCUGUCACGUAUCCUGUGAUUAAGAGGAUCCUCCACCAGCUGUUUAAUAAGAAGAAUGAAGACACUGAGGACCGGUCUUGUAUCCUGCUAAGCCAUCUCAGUGGGAAGACAACCCUGAUACACGCCAUGCUGGCCAUGGAGCUGAACAGCAGUCAAUGGGAGGACCGGAUUGUGGCCUGCCGGGCUUUGUCCCGGAUCAGUGGAAAUGUCUGCUUGGAUAUGAAACACAAGUUGAUCCAGCUGAUGUGGAAUGACUGGAAUAAGAAAGUAAGGCAUGCAGCUGCACAAGCACUGGGGCAAAUGAGCCUUGGGAAGGAGGUGCAUGACACAAUCAGGGUCAAGCUGGCUCGAGGAAAUUCCCGGGAGCGUGUGGAAGCCCUCUCCCUGAUAAGUGAGCUCAAGCUCAUGACCGCCAAGCUCCUUCCAAGCUUCCUGCGCUGUUUCUCUGAUGACUUCAUAGCAGUUCGGCGGGCAGCCUGUGUGGCAGCUGGUGCCCUGCAGAUCCAUGACAAGAUGGUGCUCGAAUGCCUCCUUGAUCUGAUACAGAAAGAUCCUUCCUGGAAAAUCAAGGCCUUUGCUAUUCGAGCUUUGGGACAGAUUGGAGAAGUCAGUCCCCAGCUGAUAGAUCUCCUGCUCUGGGCAAUCCACUACGAAGCAUCACCAGGUGUACGACUGGAAGCUUGCCGUAGCAUCCGAGCCCUCAAACUUCAAGGGGACCGGGUCAGAGACACCUUUCUAGAUGUGCUGCUCCUGGAGGACCAUGAGGCUGUUCUAACGGAAAUUUACCAGGCAAUGAAGAUACUCAAUUUAGAAUGUGAAGCAAACCGAGAAAUGCUUCAAAAGAUCAAAAUAAAGAUUAACACGCUAAAUCAAAAGGACUUGCUCACACAGAAAAUAUUCAAGUUUGAGAAGGUCAUCAGAAAAGUGAAGGAAGAAGCAAAACGUAUUUACUUACAACCCAAAGAAGAUCAAGAACCACUGACGCUACAUAGUCUUCUCAAAGCAACUUUUCAGGAUGAAGUGGUUCUUCCUAGAAGACCGUCUGAGGCUUGUGACAUUGAAGCAGUCAUAAAGCCUGUGAUGCCCUGCACACCAAAUCCCUGGUUACAAAGUGCACUCUCAGGCCUAAACACAAGAAAGAAAAGUCACUUGCCACUUGUCAAAGAUCUACGCACCUCCCUGGAGAAAAGGAUUGCUAUGGGACCAUUUGGAUCUCACCAGCCAGCUCUCUAG